UUAAAGUUGGCCCAGCGGUUAUCAUUGAACAUGAACUGAGCAGCUAUUGCUGACAGUAUCUGCUGUAUUUAUAUGAUGUCAGCGCUCAACAGACUGAGGACAAAGCAGCGACUCACUUCUCGCUGAGCGUUUUAUUUUUUUUUUUACUCAUGAGGAUUCAUUGCUUUAGUAGACAGUCUUUGACAUCUGGACCAGUCUGUCGCUUCUCACAAUGUUAACUUACUGUGUCAGACACGUCCUGCCAACACACGCAUCCAUGUUAAACACCACACAGCGCAGAAUAGCGCCGGUCCUGCGGCACACCAGAGGAAGGUGCAGCAGCUCACGGAGCGAGGAUGUGGAUCAGGUCAGGACUCUGCUCCAGCUCUGUCAGGACAGAUACUACAUCUCACCAGGUCAGGCUAACGCGGAUCUGUUUCGCCGUGGGACGAGUUGUAGCUAUGGGCCUCUGGGCAUGGAGCUGAGGAGAAACCUCCUGGACCAGUGGUGGCACUCAGUAACCAGGUCCAGAGCUCAGGUGCUUGGGAUCAACACUCUGAGCAGCAGCAAGGACAGAGAAACAGAUGGAGGAGGACAGCUGAGGAUGCUUGAAUCUGAAAACCUAAAACAAAUACUUGAGCGGCCAGAGCUGAGCAAGGAGCAGAUCCUCCAGGAGGUGCAGGCACUCCUUCAGAGGUCCCCAUCUGUGAGAACUAACUUACUUCAAGGUGCCUUGGAGCAGUUUGUCCCCUCCUUUGAGCUGGUGAAGAGGAAGCUACCUUUUGGCCUGGCUGAGACUGGUCUGUGCUUUCAGCCCUCAGACGGUUCUGGUUGCCUCACUGAGUUCACCCAGACAUCUCUGGUGUGGUUCUGCUCUUCUCGCUCCUCUUCCCAUUGGUUGGAUCACUGGGCACGACAGAGGCUGAAGUGGUGGAGGAAAUUUGCCCUGUCUCCCUCCGACUUCAGCAGCAGUGACGUCCCAGAGGAGGAGCUUGUGGAGGUGGCAUCUCGUGGUGUGAGGAUCACCUACAGCUUCCCAUGGGGACAGGAGCCCCUGGAGAUGCUGUGGAGCCGAGGAGACGCUGAGCUGCUGCAAACACACCGAGGAGCCCGAUCCAAACUUCAGUUACAAAAUGGUCGCAAGUCAAUUCCUCACAUUCUCUCUGUAACUGGGAACAUGGACCGUGGUGUGAUGGCGUUUCUGUCCAAUUCACUGCAGCUGCUGAAAAGAGAAGACAGCAAGCAGAGGCUGCAUCAGAGAAAGGUUCUGAAAUUGCAUCCAGUCUUGGCUCCAGUUAAAGUGGCCUUAGACAUUGGCAGGGGAGCCACUAUGGAGCUGAGACAGGUUUGUGAAGGCCUUCUGCAAGAAUUUAUGGAGGCUAAGAUCUCUGCGUGGCCUGGGUACCUUGAAACUAUGCCAACAUCAAUGGAGCAGCUGAAUGCCAAGUACGAUGAGAUGGGAGUCCUUUUCACUGUGGUGAUCAGUGAGAAGACCUUGGAGAGCGGCCUCCUUCAGGUCCGCAGCAGAGACACCACCAUCAAAGAAACUAUGCACAUCUCUGAGAUUAAGAACUUUGUUCUCAGGUACAUUUCUGCUGCAGACAAUUUCUGAUUGGACAUUUUGCUGGAGCAACUAAAACAGCAGUGAAUAUUGUGCUGCCUCAGUAUUGCGUCCAUUGUAGACACAAAAUAAUUGCACAUCUACAAGUCAGGAACUUCCUCAUGAGGAAUAUUUCCACUUUUCCUUAAUGUUUUUUUUAUUCAGUGUGACCCAACCAAGAACGGUGAAUGUUUUUAUGUGUUUAGGUAUAAUUGGUUGAUGGACGACCAUUCUGUACUGCGUCUUAAGCAGACUAUGGUCAGGACUGGUCAGAAUUUGAGAAUGAGAUGUGCGCACACCCAUUGUGCAUUUAACCCCCACUUUUCACUGGGUGUAGCUUAAGGACUCUCACCCAUCGUACAGCCUCCUUUCAGUAUAUCCAAUGCAAAGAGUUGGAUAACUCAUAUUUUUUAACUGUGUGUCUGUUAUCAUGUAUGUUUGCACAGAUGUAUUCACAGGAUUGGAACAACUGUCAAAUUUAUUUCUAUUAAAACACUAU
Toxotes jaculatrix (banded archerfish) is the source of this 2078-nucleotide messenger RNA. RefSeq names its product polymerase (DNA directed), gamma 2, accessory subunit (gene polg2). Bases 212 to 1591 code for a protein of 459 amino acids. The transcript has 8 exons. Lineage: Eukaryota; Metazoa; Chordata; Actinopteri; Toxotidae. Gene Ontology annotation, biological process: mitochondrial DNA replication. The record is from RefSeq and is a predicted model, not a curated record. Gene Ontology annotation, cellular component: mitochondrion; cytoplasm.